This is a messenger RNA of Vombatus ursinus (common wombat), 2233 nucleotides long. RefSeq names its product phylloquinone omega-hydroxylase CYP4F11-like. Gene Ontology annotation, molecular function: iron ion binding; monooxygenase activity; oxidoreductase activity, acting on paired donors, with incorporation or reduction of molecular oxygen. Lineage: Eukaryota; Metazoa; Chordata; Mammalia; Diprotodontia; Vombatidae. Bases 440 to 2131 code for a protein of 563 amino acids. The record is from RefSeq and is a predicted model, not a curated record. The transcript has 13 exons.
GUCUGUCCACUGUGCCACCUAGAAGAAAGGAGUGAAAAGGAGAAGAGAGGAGAGGGAAGGGCAGAUGAAAUAGAAAGCACCAUAUUGGGACUGUUGGGAUGAAGGUUCUUGGCUUUGGGAGAGGGGUUGCAUUUUUAUUUCUUUAACCAGGACAGGGUGGUUGGGAAAGGGAGAAGAAGAAGAGGAGCAGGAAGGUAGCUCUUAGUGUAGAGAAUGACCUUAGGAGCCUGGCCUUUAAUCUCUCAUGUCCUUUCACCUACUGCAAUCUGUGCACACACAACAAGGACAAAACCUUUUCCCCUCCCUACCCUCGCUUCUGCCCAGGUUCCCUUCUGGUUCAAUGGCCCUCCCUCAGCCUCUUGUCUGUGGGGGUGUAGUCGGAGGUGUGGUCUAGGGAAUCUGUGGACCUGGCUUUGGAUAAAAAUGAAGGGCAGGUAGCAUGCAGAUAACAGGAGACGGGGACCUUGGUUUUCCAGAACUACAGAGAACAGAGACAGACAACAGGAUGCUGCCUGGUUCUGAGUGGCUGUCUCACCAACUGGGCCUGCUGGGACUGGAGCUUAGAGUUUCUUCAGCCUUGCUCCUGAUCUUCCUGACAUUUAGCAUCUGGAUCCUGGGCAAAGGCCUGACCUUUGUCCACCAAUGCUAUAUCAACUGCCAACAGCUUCGAUGCUUCCCUGAACCCCCCUUACAGAACUGGUUUAAGGGCCAUGUAGGACUGAUCAAACCCUCUGAGGAAGGCGUAAAGAAUAUAAUUAAAUUUGUAACCACAUUCAGGGAGGUGUUUCUAAUGUGGGGUGGACCCAUACACCCAAUUGUUUUCAUCUGCCACCCCGACUACAUCAGGCCUGUCACAUCAGCUUCAGCCUAUAUCGCACCCAAGGACAAGCUUUUUUAUGGAUUCUUCAAGCAUUGGCUGGGGGAUGGGCUGCUUCUGAGCAAAGGAGACAAAUGGAGCCAGCGUAGGCGCCUGCUGACCCCAGCUUUUCACUUUGACAUCCUCAAACCCUACAUAAAGAUUUUCAACAAGUCCACUGACAUCAUGCACAUGAAUUGGAGACAAUUGUAUGUUGGGGACAGCAUCCGCCUGAAUGUUUUUGACCACAUCAGCCUCAUGACCCUGGACAGCUUGCAGAAGUGUGUCUUCAGCCAUGACAGCCACUGUCAGGAGAAGCCAAGUCCCUAUAUCUCUGCCAUCUUGGAAUUAAGCAGCCUUGUAUCAAAACGCAACCAGGAGCCAGUCCUAUACUGGGAUCAUCUAUACUACCUCACCAGCCAGGGGAGACAGUUCUUGAGGGCUUGCCACCUGGUGCACGGCUUCACAGAUGAUGUCAUCCAGACCCGGCGCCGAAUCCUUGCUGAACAAGGUUCUGAGGCCUUCCUCAGGAAUAAGAUCAAAGGAAAGACUGUGGACUUCAUAGAUGUUCUCCUGCUGGCUAAGGAUGAAGAAGGGAAGGCUUUGUCAGACAAAGACAUUCGGGCAGAAGCUGACACCUUCAUGUUUGAGGGCCAUGACACAACAGCAAGUGGCCUCUCCUGGGCCCUCUACAACCUGGCCCAGCACCAAGAAUACCAGGACCGCUGUCGUCAGGAAAUACAGGAGCUCCUGAGGGGUCGUCAGCCAGAGGAAAUUGAAUGGGAUGACCUGUCUCAGAUGCCUUUCCUGACCAUGUGCAUCAAGGAGAGCCUGAGGCUGCACCCACCGGUUGUUGCUAUUGCUCGCCGAUGCACCAAGGACAUCCAACUACCUGAUGGGCGCGUCAUCCCCAAAGGGAACAUUUGUCUGGUCAGCAUUUUUGGAACUCACCACAAUCCAUCUGUGUGGUCUAAUCCUGAGGUCUAUGACCCAUACCGCUUUGAAUUUGACAACUUCCAGAAGAUGUCACCAUUGGCAUUUAUGCCCUUCUCAGCUGGACCCAGGAAUUGCAUUGGCCAGAAUUUUGCCAUGUAUGAGAUGAAGGUUGUGCUGGCCCUCACUCUACUGAGAUUCAGAAUCCUCCCUGAUGAACACCCAGCCCGAAGGAAGCCAGAAGUGAUCCUCAGGGCUGAGGACGGGCUGUGGCUGAGGGCAGAGCCACUGCAGCAUCCUUCCAUGCCUGAGACACACCUCUCAGAAGCCCCCCAGAAUUGAUGGACGAGAAUUUCCUCAGGCCUGGAACAUGGAGGUCUGGAGACUGCCAGUCCUUCAGUUACCCUUGUCUUGCUUCUGAAUAAAAGCAUUAUAUUUUGGUUU